Molecule: messenger RNA, 1217 nt
Organism: Pogoniulus pusillus (Red-fronted tinkerbird)
Lineage: Eukaryota; Metazoa; Chordata; Aves; Piciformes; Lybiidae
Gene: TGFA
Product: transforming growth factor alpha
Exons: 6
Coding region: 66-545 (159 amino acids)
Biological process (GO): epidermal growth factor receptor signaling pathway; positive regulation of cell population proliferation; positive regulation of mitotic nuclear division
Molecular function (GO): growth factor activity; epidermal growth factor receptor binding
Source: RefSeq, a predicted model, not a curated record
CGCCCCGCCAGCGGCUCCGCCACCCACCGCCGGCCCCUCCGCGGCCCCCCGGACCCUCCGCCAGCAUGCCGGGAGAGGCGGCGGCCGUGCUGGCCAUCGGUGUGCUGCUCGCUGCGUGCCAGGCACUGGAGAACUCCACAGCCCCCCGGAGCGCUCCAGGCCCACCCGUGGCAGCAGCAGUGAGGUCCCACUUCAACGACUGUCCUGACUCCCACAGCCAGUUCUGCUUCCACGGCACCUGCCGGUUCCUGGUGCAAGAGGACAAGCCAGCCUGCGUAUGCCACUCAGGGUACGUGGGCACACGCUGUGAGCACGCUGACCUCCUGGCCGUGGUGGCUGCCAACCAGAAGAAGCAAACCAUCACUGCCCUGGUGGUGGUGUCAGUGGUGGCCUCGGUGCUGCUCAUCGGCGUUUGUGUCCUCAUACACUGCUGCCGGCUGCGGAAGCGGUGCCAGUGGUGCAGGGCACCCAUGGGGGCCCAGGAGAAACCAGGUGGGCUCCUCAAAGGUGGCACCUCCUGCUGCCACACUGAGACGGGGGUCUGACGGAGCCAGGGGGGUACCCACCACGGCCCCCCCAACCCAGGAUGCCCACGCCAGGACCACCACAGCAUCUUCCCCUCCGCUUUGGGGCUUUCCCUUGGGUUUGGCUUCCACCUUUUUGGGUUUCCUUUUUGCCCCUUUUUGGGUUUCCUCCUCCCCCCCAGCCCCCCCCCUCAGUCUCACCUUGCCAAGGAAGAUGGCAGCGAGCACCCAGAGCUGGGCAUCACCCACACGGCAGAGCCAACCCCUGGCAUCUGGGGCAAACUGGGACAAACUGGGGAGUGCUCUUUGGGGUUGUGUUGUUCUUGCUUGGAUUUGGUUCUCCUGGGGGUAUUUUUUGGGGGGGGGGAUUCCCCCUUAUUCCCACCCCCCCCACACACACAUCUUGCCAAGGAAGAUGGCAGCGAGCACCCAGAGCCGGGCAUCACCCCCGUGGCAGAGCCAACCCCUGGCAUCUGGGACAAACUGGGGGUGCUCUUUGGGGUGGUUCUUGCUUGGAUUUGGUUUUCCAGGGGGUAUUUUGGGGGGGUGGGAUUCCCCCUUAUUCCCACCCCCCCACACACACCUUGCCAAGGAAGAUGGCAGCGAGCACCCUGGCAAGCAUUGCUGGGCAUCGCCCGCACCACAGAGCCAAAGGCUGGCAACUGGGGCACAGGGGGGGUGGUUUGGGGGGGU